AAAAACAAAUGAUAUUUAAUAACAUCCAGAUAUAAUAAGAUUAAUAUAUGUAUAAAUGUAAUUUAAAAUUUAAAUAUUCAAUAAUAAUUUCGAUCUAUUUCGAAAUAUACAUAUACAUACAUAUAUAUAUGUAGAGAGAGAAAACUUUAUUAUAUGAAAUCGAUUUGUUUAUUUUGGCGAUAUUACACGAUCGAAAUGAUUCACAAAACAAGAAUCGAAAUUUGUAUAUAAAGUAUAUUUUUCCUAAAAUUUAUAAUACAUUUGGAAAAAAUGUUUCAUAUAUAUAUAUAUAUAUAUAUAUAAACAUGAUAAUGCGUUUCAUCUCAGAUCAGAUGAGACUUCAUUUUGAUACAUAAAACUUGUUGAUAGACGAUUUUGAUAUGGCGAGACGAUGGAAGUAUAAAAGUAACGUUUAUAAAACGUUAUCGAGAUUCUUUUCGCCAUUAAAUCGAGUGGAUUAGUCAUCGAAGAUUAAAUAUAUACGUACCACAGGUACACAUAUAUAUAUACAUAUACAUAUAAUAUACAUAUAAAUAUAUUAUAUAUACAGCGUAUCGAAAUUAUAAUAAAUUCAAUAUUAUUUAUUUUUCUUGAUAAUAAAUAUUUUAAUUUUUUUUUUUUUUGCAAUUUCAAUUGAUUAUAAUUACAUUAUGUUUAAAAAACAUAAGAAUGUUCGCUUGCAUAAGUGAAAAUUUCAUUCGUGAUACAACAUAUUAAUGAACGAGCGGGAAAAUUUUAAAAAAAGAAAAUAAUCAAAAUUUAAUCAAUCAAUAAAAAUAAUCUAUAUCAUUCUUUUUUCAUAAAUUAAAAUAUUAGAAUUAAUUACUUAAAUAUAUGGUUUUUAUAUAACUUCUUAUAUAUCAUAUUUUUAUAUGUAUAUGAAGAAAUGUGUUGGAUACAUUAAUAAAGAUUAUAUAAGUACUCCAAAGAAGUUUUGAAAUUUUUGAACACUCUAUAUGAAUAUAUAUCGAGUGGCUGAUGCUGGUUAGUGUCCUUGAAAUCUCCACCAUGACUCGAAUCGAAAAGAAGUCGUAGGUGUAUGACCCAUGUCCAUGGCCCAACUGUGUACCUGUCGAGCUUACCACGCUUCAUGGAGAUAUCGCUAGUGGAAAGUUUCGUCAGAUGAAAGUGGUUUAUUGCGCGCGACGGCUGAACGCAACUAAAUCGUACGAUUCAUUGAUGAAUUAUUUGAACAAUAUGUUUAAAUAGUGAAAACGUAUAUAUAUAUAUAUAUAUAUAUAUAUAUAUUAUAGUGCAUAGUUUAAUAGAAAUUAAAAUUACGAGCGAUGAUAUCGUUUCAAUAAUUUUGUAAAAAAUGAUCACCAAGUAAGCACAUAUAUAAAUUAAGCAAUGAACGUAGGAAGUUUCGCGGAAUCGAAAAGGAUCCGACUGGCAAAAUUCGAUGAACACUGUUGGAUGGCUUAAAAGGAAAAGCCAGUAGAAUGAAAUCACAAGCGUGAUCUUGAACAACAGGCAAAUGGCUUUAUCGCUUUGACAGCAUAGUAUCACGUGUCUGUGUACGUGUCUGAAAGACUAAAAACUCAAAAAAGCGUGGUAUUUCAUUUACUCAACGAACAUUCAUGACGAUGAAAAGGGAAAUAUAGACGAAGAAGGGAAGGCAGUGUUUGGAGUGGCCCAUUUCCCUUAUCACGAUAAAACGAUAUAGCUGUAACGGUAGUACUUUAAAAACGAUACGACAAAACACGAAGUAAGUACACUGCUAGUAAGCUUAGAAUCAUCUUUCGGUGAGUCAUUUUUACCGAUCAGUACGAUCAGUCUGUUCGUGGAUUGUAACCGCGAUGGAUCGAACAACCGUGAGAUCGUCACUGUCUUCAUCGUUAUCAUUGUCAUCGUGGUCAUCGUCGUCGAGUAUGCCUCUUUGAUUGAAAAGUAGGGAUAGAACUCGAGAUCAGUCUCUCGAGGAAAAUGGACGUGGAACUGGUUACUCGUGCAUCCUUGAAUUCUCUGAACAAUGUGGACGAUGGCCGGAUUGUUUCGCCGAAUAAUCUUGAUGACUGGACCUGGUCUAACUUGCGAGUGAGUGCAAUAAGUUUAUGCCAAUUGUGAUCAUGACUGACGAUAGGCAAAACAUAUAUACAGGGUGUCUCAAAAAUAGAUCGGUAAAUUGGUAUCAUGAUAAAUUGGAGAUUCCUGAAGUAAUUUCAGGCAACGUUUUCCUUUGUAAAAAUUUUCAUUAUUGCUUUGUUAAUGAGUUAUUGACAAAAAACAUUGGCCAAUCACGGAACGCAUAGUCUUGUGGAACAGCGACGAUAGCGUUGGAUGUGUGUUGCUCACCGAGCACGAACAAAUCCAAGCGAUACAUCUCGAAGAAAGUAUAUUGAAUCAAAUAUAAAAAAUAUAUUUUUAUUGAUAAAAAAUUAUAUAGAAUUAUAUUAUGAAUAAAUAAAUACAAUAUUCAACAAAUUUUCUUCGAGAUAUGUUGCCUGGAUUUGUUCGUGCUCAGUCGACAAUACGUAACUAGCGCUAUUAUCGUGGUGUGAUUAGGUUACGCGCUCUGUGAUUGGCUAAUAUUUUUUGUUAAUAACUCAUUAAUAAAACCAUAAUGAAAAUUUUUGCAAAGGAAAAUAUUACUUAAUAUUACAUCGGAAAUCUUCAAUUUUAAAUCUUUCAACAUUUUAUACAUAUAUAUACAUAUAUAUAUAUAUAUCUAUUCAUUUACAAGUUACUCGCAAUCGAAGAUUAAGAAUUUUAUUGCGGAUCACUUAACAAACGAAUGAUUUUAAUUGAUCAAAUAUAAGAAUGUUUUAUUAUAUGGAUAUAGAUAUUUCAUAAUAGAUAAUAAUAAUAAUAAUAUUAUUAUUAUCAUGCUAAUAUGUGAAAUGAAUUAAGGUAAAAAAAUUAUUUGCAAGUUUCAUUAAAAUUUAAAAGAGGGGAGAAGAAAUUCCAUUAAUUUUAUUUACAGAAAAUAUUUAUAGAUAUAUUUUAUAUUUAUAGAUUUCAUAAUCAUAUUGAUUAUUCGUGAUAUAAAUGAGAUCAACAUAUUUAAUCUAAUAUGUUCAUGUUACAAUGUGUGUUUCGCAGUACAUACACACAUAUAUUUCGAUCACAAGGUAAUUUUUCACAUUUUUGUUUUAUUCUAAUCAUAGACAAAUAACUUCACUCGUUUACUGAUGUUUCACACAUUUUGCAAAACAUUUCCAAAGCACACGAUAAUCGAAUUAUAAGGAUGAUAUUAAAAUGAAAAAAGAAGUAACGGAAGCAUUGAGCAUAAAAAACUAAUACUAUAUCUAAUAUUGUUGAUAAUUUCAUUAAAUUGCAAUUGAUUAUCGUCUUUUUUAUCUAUAAAAAUUAGAUCUCGAUAACUUUCAACUAUGCAAUCAUUUACGCGGAGUUGAAGAGUAAUAUGUUAUAUCAUGUUUUUUUUUUUUUCCUUUUAUGAUUCGAUUACAAGGAAAAGUUGUAUUUUUACAUGAGGAAUGGUCGUAAGAAUAACAUAUUUGUUACAAUAUGAAGCUUAUAUCAACAAACUUGAUAAGUGGAAUAAAGAAAAAUUUAUUUAAUAUAGAUCACGUCCUUCGAUACAAUUGGCGAGAAGAAAUGAAUUGAUAUCUGAAUAUUUAAACCGGUGCUAAAAAGAUUUCCGUGAUAAUCGUUUCUUUCCAUUUAAUAAUGGAACCUUACCAUCGUAUCAUUCAGUUUCGUUUUAUCAUUUAUAGCUUAUCAUUUAGUUUCAAUUUUUUCCUUUUUUUCUUUCUAAUAUUUUUAGUAGUUUAAAAAAUUUAUUCAUGCGAACAAAUAAAAUACUUAUAAAUAUCUAAAAUAAUAGUUAAUCUAAAAUAGUUAAUUUUAAAGAAUUUUAAAAUAAUUUAAAAAAAUAAAUGGUUAUUUUUUAUAAAUAUCCUUAUCUUUUUACAAACUUUUAAUUUUUAUGGCGUUCGCGUUAUCAAUGUGUUUACGUUAUCGAAAAUUUUAAACUUGCAAGUACAGGAAUGCUAAAUAUUUCUUGAUCUGAGAUUCUAUCUGUGAGAUCCUUCACGAAAUUCGAUUUUAUUUAUCGUAUCAUUUUAUAUCUAUAUAAAAUUAAUAUCUUGUACAAAAAUGAAAUUUUUUUUCUAAACAAUGAUUUUUAUUCGCGAAAAUUUUCAUAAAUAAUCUUAAAUCUACUUUCUGUACUUGGGGUAAUUAAUGACUUAACACUGAUCAUCGUACGUAUUUGUUAGAUCAAAUAUUUUCUUAAAAAAAAUCAAUCAAGUUUUUUUGGAAAAAUUGCACAAGUGAAUCUUAAAUAUGGGAAGGUAUACGUAAGAUUCAUCUUUUAUUUUAAAUAAAUAUCAUUAUAUGAAUUUUCAGAUCUUCGUGAGUAUGCGUAGUAACGAAUAAAUUUUCUUCCCGCCUAUCGUAAUCGAGGAACAAACGUGCGUAUAUUACGACGAUUAGAAAGGAGAAAAGAGAUGGGAAUAAAGAUGGUUGGGCCCGAGAGUUCGAGAUUGAAGAUCAAUAUUCACCGGACCGGACGAAAGGUUCGCGGCCGAGUCGGAAUGUGAAAACGCACGCGCGAAAUGCAGACGAAAGGGAACUCGUUCAUUUCCCGGUGGAGAGAGAGUUUCGAGAGCCUCGGCGAGCUCCGGUACUCUGGUGUGGCAGGAAAUCGUGAAAAAAGAGGCACAACGUGUAGUGGCGCGACUGCGCCCCGCAAUACUCGGUCCGAUUUUUAUCAUAGUUUACGAGCAGCUUAAUUCACGUUAGCCACCAUGCACGCGUCGAUUUAGCAUCAGACAGCCGGUAGCUGCCGGAGAUACGCGCGCGUUCGUGCUAACUCCGACGUUUCUUAAAUCAUCAAUGAAACAGUGAUCAUUGUCGUUUAUCUUAUUUAUCACGUGAGCAUCGAAUUAUAUGAAACCAUUGUUUGGAUAUUAUAUUUAGUUCAUUCGACGAGAUUUAAAAUUAUUUAAACGGAUUGCUUAUCGUUUAGUAGAAUUGGAAGAAGAAGAAGAAGAAGUAUUUUCGGAAUCGAAGACACAAUUCAAAUACAAAAACCUAGAGAAGCUGUUCACGGUUUACCAAAGGAGGAUUCAGUAUGGUUAUCUCUCGCUUUUUGUUCUCUUGCAAUUGGCCCUCGGAUUCAUACAUUGCUUGAUUCUGAUAACAAUGGUCAACAUUGAGAACUGCGUACCGGAUGUGGUGAUCAGCACUUUAGUGAGCGCGUUAUUCUGUCCAGUGAUUGCACUUUCGUUCAAGUCAAAGAUCAUUAUUAGAAACACUUACCUAUCGGUCAUACUGUCCUGUCUGAUCGUGGUAUUAUUAGCAAUUGGGGACUUGGCUGUCCCCUUCUAUUACACUCUGUACAAUGAUGAAGCACCAUCGAUAAGACCUGCAUACGCGACUCACGCGCUCUUGGCAUGUUAUGUCUUUCUACCUCUCACGAAAAAUUUACAUGCUCUCAUACUCGGAAUUACGACUACUACAUGCUACUUAGUCGCUUUAUCGUUAAUCACUUAUAGAAAUUCAUUCGAUUUUAGCACGAAGAUCAUUACGGACACGAUAUAUUUUGUUUGUGUGAAUGGUUUGGGACUCUAUUUUAGAUUCAUGAAUGAAAUUGUUACAAGACGAUCAUUUCUCGAUCAUCGAAAAUGCGUGGAAUCAACAUUGCGGUUGAAUUAUGAGAAAGAUCAAGAAGAACAACUUACACGAAGUAUAUUACCGCAACAUAUAGCCGCGAAGAUAAAGAAAGAAUUUAGAGAUAUAUUUAAAUUUUUAGAAGAACACAAAAAACCUCCCAAACCAUCUAGUGAUUUAUGCGUCGAGACCCACAAUAAUGUAAGCAUUUUAUAUGCCGAUGUUGUGAAUUUUUCUGGCUUGACCGUGACGUUGCCAGUGCGGAAACUAGUAGAGACAUUGAAUGAUUUGUUUGGUAGUUUUGACGAAGCUUCCGAAAGGCACAAUGUUCUGCGUAUCAAAUUUUUGGGUGACUGUUAUUAUUGUGUAAGUGGAGUACCGACACCAAAUUCUCAACACGCGAAAAGUUGUGUGGAUUUAGGACUCGACAUGAUAAAGAUAAUUAAGGAUGUAAGGGCAAAAGUACGACGCGAAAGUGGUGUAGAUGUAAAUAUGAGGAUAGGAGUUCACUCGGGCAAUAUAAUAUCAGGAAUUCUAGGUGUGAGCAAAUGGCAGUACGAUGUUUGGUCACGCGAUGUUGUUAUAGCUAAUAAAAUGGAGCAAACAGGGAAACCCGGCAAAGUUCAUAUUACGCAGCAGACAUUGGAUCUCGUAGAUGCUAACGAAUAUGAUUGCGUUCCGGUGGAUUCUUUGAAUGACGAGGUUCUCAAAAAGUAUGGGAUUCGAAGUUAUCUUAUUACACCUUCGAUUCCCGACGAUUUCGAAUCUCCGACUAUGCAGAACAGCGAGAACACCUUGACAGUCAUGACUCCGUCCCCUGAAAGCUCUCCACUAUCUACGCAUUACGUGAAAUUUUAUGUACGGUCCAGUACCAGUAUGAAUCCCAGUGCGAGAAACAGUAGACGACUUACUGCCACUCUAAAUAAUCAUGUUGGCGUGUUCACCAGCACGUGUAGACGGCGUACACAUUUUAUGGAUUCCUGUUUGCGAGAUUAUCAUCUAAUGCUUAAAACUGCAGAUGCAGAAAUGGAACAUGCUAUUAAAAAAAUGCCUUUAACUAAAUGGAAACAAUGGUGCAAUUGGAAAGAUAUGAAUCCACUAUUUUUAACAUUUCAACAAUGGAGUUGGGAAAUACCGUUUUUAAAGCAACCUGAUCCACUUUUUAAAUUUUAUAUUAGUUGUGCUCUUUUUGUCUUAAUUUUUAUGGGACUCAUUUAUCUGGUACCUACACUUUCUCUUUCCAAAUGGCAUCUGAGCACAACGAUUAGUUAUUCCGCAGCAAUGUUAUUUUUAAUCGCUUUAAUGCCAAUAGCUUGGAUGCAUUUCGCAUGGAACCGAUAUAAAGAUCCGCAUGAUGAACAUGAAGGGCAGAUUCCGCAUCCUCGAAAUAAAUUAUUAUGUUUUUUAUAUCAAACUAGCAUAAAGGUUGUUUGGAGUGCAUUUCUCAGGACAGUUUUAUAUUUGGUAAUAACGCUAAUGUUAGCAGCGUGUGCCAUGUUUGAUAUGAUCUUUGAAUGUAAGAAUGUUAAUGAGCUUACAAGUAAUAAUAUAACAUUCAGCGUAAUAGAACCUGGCACUUCGAAACUUGAUUGCGUAGCUACACCCUGGGUAAGAUUGUUUACAAAUGACGCAAACUUGCUCCUUGGCUAUUUUGACGAGUUUUCUGUUUUUAAGACUCCAUUAUAUCUUAAAAUUAGUAAUAGGCAUCGUAAUAGUCGUAUUUUAUUCAUGGAAUGUUUGGAUAUAUCGUUCAAAUUUAUUUCAGGCGACAGAUGGAAUCCAUAUUUAGAACCAAGACUGGCUCACAUUUUAAGCAUAGUUUUUCUUACUUUUUCUUUGCAUCUGAUAGAUCGCCAGGCAGAAUAUUUGAAUAGAUUAGAUUACUUAUGGAAACGUCAAUUGACCAAAGAACAAGAUGAAGCAUUCCAUACAAGAAAUGCUAAUAAAUUUUUACUUCGUAAUAUUUUACCAGAACAUGUUGCGGAGUUCUACUUGAAUAUGAAUAGAACAGUAGAAAAUGAGCCUUAUCAUGAAGCUCAUAGUAACGUGGCUGUAAUGUUUGCUUCAUUAACGGAUGUAUCCAUCGAUGAAAGCAAUACUUUAGCAGUCUUAAAUGAGAUUAUAUGCGAAUUUGACAAAUUGCUAUUUGAGCCAUAUUUCAAUCGAAUUGAAAAAAUUAAAAUUGCUGGCACUACUUAUAUGGCAGCUUGUGGAUUAGAAGCUAGUCGACGCGAUUCAAUGCGUAGCCCAGAAAACGAGGAAAAUAUUAGUGAUAAUGUGGUAAAAGUAAUGGCCCAGUUUGCAGUUGAAAUGAUAGCAGUUCUAGAUAAAUUGAAAAUGAGAACCUUUUAUACAUCCAAACCUUACAGAUUGAGAAUUGGAAUAUCACAUGGUGAAGUUACAGCAGGAGUAGUAGGUGCUCAAAAACCGUUAUAUGAUAUCUGGGGCGAUGCUGUGAACAUGGCGUCGAGAAUGGAUACAACAGGUGUUCCAGGAAAAAUACAGAUUACAGCAGAAACUGCGGCUGUUCUUGAACAACAAGGUGUCAAGUGCCAUCUUCGAGGAGAUACGUAUGUCAAACCAAAAGGUUUAGUCACAACGUAUUUUAUUGGUAUCGACGAUAAUCGACAGCUUCAAAGAACAAAUUCUAUCGAGGAAACCAGUCUGUGAUGGAAAUAUUAAAUUGAUCUUUAAUCAAUUAUUUCAUCAUAAAUCGAAUUGACUGGAAGAUAAUGUGAAAAAUGAGAUAAUAAAUAUCUAAAUGAACGCACAGAGAGAUAGGAAAAAACCAAAGAAAAUCUAAAAAAACCAAAGAAAUUAAAAAAAAAUAACGCAAUCAAUGAUCGUAUCAUUAUGGAAUACCUCAAAUUAUUGAAUUGAGUUUAUAUGUGAAGUAUGCUUGCAAUCAUAUGCUAUAUAAGCUAAAUUAUCAGCAGAAUAAUAUCAUUAAAUUAUAAAUAGAAAAAAUCAAUUUUAAUAUAAUUUUUUUUUUAUUUUUUAAAAAUUUUACUCAAUCAGUAUAUGUUAAGAAUAACUUUAUACAUUAAUGCAUUUAAAAUACUUCUUCCUCUCCCUCUCUCUCUUAUUGACAUUUUUUAAUUAUUUAAUUAGUAAAAAUACUAAUUUACACAAAAUGUGAUUUUACAUAAAAAUUUAUUAUUAUUAUUAUAAAUUACUUUUUUAUACAUUCAAACAGUAAUGUUUGGAAAAUGUUGCUCUAAACAAUGAACAAAUUUAUAAAAACUAUUAAAAAUAUGAUAUUUUACAAUUAAUGAUAAAAAUCUUUCUAAGAGUAAUUUCUUGUAAAUGUCAAUUUGAUAUAUAGCGAAUUCGAAAAAUAAUAAAAAAAAAAUAAACAUUUUGUUUAUAUUGAUUCAUGUGAAUAAUAAUGCUGUAUAUGUAUUACAUUUGAUUCAUAAAAAUAAUAAUUAGUUCAAAAUAAUAAUUAAUAUAGUUUUACUAAGAUCAUGACAAGAGAUGAAUGUUUUUGAAAAUUAAGAUAUGAAUAUAUUUUUAUCAUGUCCUAUAAUAAAAUUAUAAAAAACUUUUAUAAUUGAAGAUUUUUACAAAUUUUAAAACUCAAUCUUGAAAUAUUUGGAUGAUUUAAAAUUUAUUUUGUUUAUAUAUAUAUAUUGUUUAUAUUAUAUAUUAUAUAACAAAUUUUUGUUUAAAUAUGUUAUGAUUAUUAUCAUUUUAUUUGUUUUUAUAACUUUGAUAAGAAUUUUUAAAACUUAAAUAAUGCAAUUAUUGUUACGUAAAAAUAUUAUUAUUUAAAUCGAAAAAUUUAUUACAAUUUGUUUAUUAAAUAUUAUAUUUUAAUAUUAAGUAAAUUAAUUAAUAUAAAUAUAAAUUCAGAUCAAAUUCUAGAUCGAAUUUUGAACGAUGUUUAAUCAAUUAUAAUAAUAAUUCAUGUUACAAUAUUUUUAUAAUGAUAUCUACAAAAUAUUUCUAAGUCAUUAUAUUUAUUUUAAAUUUCUAAAGAACAAACAUGAUAAUUUUUUAAAUAUAUCAUUUUUUUCUAAUUUAUGAAUCAUAUAUAACUAAGUUCCUCAAUUUGAUUAUAAGUGAUUAUAAGUAAAAUUUAUUUUUCUAUCAAUAUAUAUUAUUAAUGUAAUGAGCGCUUAUUUGUUUCUUUGUAAAUAUUUUUGUAUAUUAUAUUUUUUAAAUAUUAAAAAUAAUAAUCAAUAUAAUUUAUAAAUAGUAUAAAAUAUUUAUUACUACAUAUAGUGUAAGAAUAGUUUAUAAACAAAUAUAAAAAAGCAUUAUAACAAAUAUCUAUACAAUUUAAUAAAAAUUUUACGAUACUUAAA
Apis cerana (Asiatic honeybee) is the source of this 9887-nucleotide messenger RNA. RefSeq names its product Adenylyl cyclase X D (gene ACXD). Gene Ontology annotation, molecular function: adenylate cyclase activity. NCBI's taxonomy places the organism in Eukaryota, Metazoa, Arthropoda, Insecta, Hymenoptera, Apidae. The record is from RefSeq and is a predicted model, not a curated record. Gene Ontology annotation, biological process: intracellular signal transduction; cyclic nucleotide biosynthetic process; adenylate cyclase-activating G protein-coupled receptor signaling pathway. Gene Ontology annotation, cellular component: plasma membrane.